AUGAACAUGAGGCACAUGGAAGGGAAAUCGCAAUUGGCACAUCUACGGUGUUGCAAGAUACCAAAGAACAUUGGCAGUUGCAGUCUCAGCGAUAUGGGCCUCUCUGAACCUGUUUCAAUCCUUCGCCGAGGCAGAAGGAAGACGAGACUGCAGGCAUCUAUGGGACUACAGCUGAGAAACAUUCAGGUGCUGUGUCUGGUACUGGUGGUUGUGGCUGAACCGUUUCUUCGCUAUGCUGCUGCGGCUGGCGGCGUAGUCCCCCGAACGAGAAUGGCCACACCUGCAGCCGACGACGAUUCCUUGGUGCUACUGGCGAACUGCUUUCCCAGCGUUAUACUCAUUGGUUCCGGCAUCCCAUACACCUGCGAAGUUGGCUACGCCCAAACAUUGAAUGCAUCGAAGCUCUUCGCCUCGUACUACAGCUCAGACGGUCUCAAUUCUGGCUGGCCGGCGACUCUUGCCGAGGGAACCAAAAAAAUUACAUUUGUGUCUGAUCAUGGUGGUCCACCUUCAGGACGUUGGGACUUGGUCAUCACGCGGCCUUCUGGGGAUGAGGACUUUGACGUUCCUCUGACGACCAAUAAGAGCAUGGACUUCAUGCGCAUCGGUGCGACCCGUGCGAAUUUUGCUACACUCUAUCCAUAUUACGG
Messenger RNA from Trypanosoma grayi, 650 nucleotides. RefSeq lists its product as hypothetical. The annotation marks the transcript as partial. Lineage: Eukaryota; Euglenozoa; Kinetoplastea; Trypanosomatida; Trypanosomatidae. The record is from RefSeq and is a predicted model, not a curated record. The transcript has a single exon.